Molecule: messenger RNA, 946 nt
Organism: Triticum dicoccoides
Lineage: Eukaryota; Viridiplantae; Streptophyta; Magnoliopsida; Poales; Poaceae
Product: putative F-box/LRR-repeat protein 22
Exons: 2
Coding region: 307-828 (173 amino acids)
Source: RefSeq, a predicted model, not a curated record
AAGUCCCCAGAGCUGUGGCGGGCCGUGGUGAUGUCGCACCCGCCCGACACUCCGGAGGGAACGGAGGCCUUCCUGCGCGCCAUAGCCAAGGUGUCGUCUGAGUUGUGGCCGGCAGUGCCGAUAACGAGCAUGGACGACCCCUCACGCACCAUGGCCAAGGUGGAUGACUCCUUGUGUGCCAUGGCCAAGGCGGCUGUCGACCGCUCCGGUGGGCAGCUACAGAAGUUUGUGGCGAGGGAUUUUGGGACCAAUGAGCUCCUGGAAUAAAUAGCGGACAGGUCGCCCUCUCUGAAGAGCCUUGGUCUGAUGCAAUGCCACGACAUCUCCAAGAAAGGAUUCAUGGACCUGAUAGUAAAGUUCCCUCAGCUAGAAGAACUAGUUCUCAUUGAGUGCCACAACAUUUCUGAUGAUGAGAAGGAGAACCGUGAUGUGUAUGAGGCCAUUAGCAGAGCAUGCUCGCAGUUAAAGCUCUUUGUGCUGGCCCAUCCAGUGUACUUUCUGCAUCCGGACGGCAGCUAUGGUUUCCAUGAUGGGGAUGUGCUUGGAAUCGCUAUGAUGAAGCAGCUGCGGCACCUUAGUCUUGAUUGCGUCGACAUCAACAACGCGGAACUAGUGAGCAUCAUUGAUAGCUGUCCUUACCUCGAGCAUCUUUGCAUGCGCUACUGCUACAACAUCGUCGCCGACGAGGCACUACGAGCAAAGUGCGCCAGGAUCAAGACUCUAAAGCUUAAACCCGUGUCUGAUGAAAUUGCUUCUAACGAUUGUUGCUUCGUUUUUUCCGAUCCACCAGUUGACGAGUUCGUCAUACUUUCUUUCUUUGACACCUAGCGUAAAAUAUGCUAGCAUGUAUGUACUCCAGCCAUCUUUCUUCGAUUUAACUAGCUAUACAUCUCCUGUUGGUGUUAGCAUUACUAAAACUUGUAAAUUGAUUGCCCAUCUACCUAAA